AUGGUGCUCGGGUUCGCCUUGUUCAUUGCUGGAGUGGUCCCAGCCGCCUAUAAGCCCCCAGCCUGCCCGUCUCCGUCUUCAUCCUCGAGCAGCAGCAGCUCUUCCUCCUCCAACUCCGGAAACUACGACACCGGAUACAACACCGGAUACAACACCGGAUACAACAAGGGCUUCAACAAAGGAUACGACACGACGUUCAGGUCAAGCUACAAUGACGGAUACAACUACGGAUACAACUCCGGAUACAACAAGGGAUACUACAAUUACGGAUACAACUCCGCUUACUCCAGCAUCAACAACGGAUACUCCUCCUAUGACUACACCAGCACCCUGUACUCCACCGCCUACUACACCGGGAAAAGCGGAGCAUACAGCUCGAGCGCCUUGUCGGGGCAUAGCUAUGACUACAACUCUGGAUACAACUCCGGAUACAACUCCGGAUACUGCAACGGAUACGACCAGGGAGACGCGUUGACCACCUACAGGCUAGCGUACAACUCGGGCUUCAACGCGGGCUUCAACUCGGGGUACAACACCGGUCAUAGCAUUUAUGACACCUACGGCUAUUCAGGCUACUACAACACAGGCUAUUACUCGGGCUACUACAACAGCGACAGAGCAGACCAAUCCUCAACCUCGGACUACAAUCAAGAUAUGCCCUCGGCGUACAACUCGGGCUACAACGCGGGGUACUACAGCGGCUCCUACUCACAGACGUCGAGCUCAUACGGAAGCAGCAGCAGCAGCAGCAGCAGCAGCAGCAGCAGCUCAUAUUCAUACAAAUACUAUUACUCAAGUUGUUACAGUGACAACAGUGAGGCAAAGUCUUUCCUCGUUUUCUUAGGAGUAUGGGGAAUCGUUCCUGGUAUCUUCACUCUCGUCUUCGGAGGUCUUGGGAUCGCGUUCAGCCGCAUGCGAACGAAGCUGCUGGGAGGCUUUCACCUCGCGUACCUGAUCAUUGACAUCCUUUUGUUGAUGACUAGCAUGAUCAUUUCCUUCUACUUCGGAUUGUUUGCCUCAGUGGUUUGUGAUGAAUACGAGAUAUACGGCAAGUUCUGCUCGACAUUCACUGGCAGUGCAUGGGCGAUCUUUGUAUUCAGCUUCAUGCUCUUCGUUGUACAGCUCACGUCUUCAAUCAUCAUGUGCUCGCUAUGCUGUCAUCCCGACGAAUGGACAACAGGCAGCUCGACUCCAGCUCAUGAUAUGGAGGCUCAAAUGCCUGUGGCAAGCGUUGCAUUUGCCAAGCAUGAACCCAGCCCUGCUGUCCAGCCGAAGGGAGUUGCAGCGUCGAAGUCGGAGACGAGCAAACCUCGGGUCGACGGCCCUCCUCCCGUUUCAGCUCUGAGCAGCCAGCCAUUUACCCGCGAGCAUCCUGCUGCAAGCGAGUCGUCCGUAAGCGCUUCCUCGUCGGAAUCUGAUGUUUGA
Guillardia theta CCMP2712 is the source of this 1425-nucleotide messenger RNA. RefSeq lists its product as hypothetical. The transcript has 2 exons. The record is from RefSeq and is a predicted model, not a curated record. Bases 1 to 1425 code for a protein of 474 amino acids. Lineage: Eukaryota; Cryptophyceae; Pyrenomonadales; Geminigeraceae.